This is a messenger RNA of Funneliformis geosporum, 3015 nucleotides long. NCBI's taxonomy places the organism in Eukaryota, Fungi, Glomeromycota, Glomeromycetes, Glomerales, Glomeraceae. The record is from the annotation of a GenBank genome assembly.
AUGUUUUCUGAACCUCCUUGCAAAAACGAUGAUCUGAAUAGAUUUUAUCUAGCUAUUAGUCGAGAUGGAAAAUAUGCUGCCACGUUCGAUGCAGCAACCCUUCACGUUAAAAUUUUAAAAACUAUCGAUCAUCGAGAACUUGCUCAUUUUAAAAUAAAGGAUGAUGAUUUAUCUAUCCAAGUUUACGAUACUUACGAUAAUCCUCCGCCAUCCCAAAAUGUUAUAGAUAGAUGGUCGAUCGACAUAUCCAAUGACGGAAAUUUUAUAUUCAUAGCAGCUUCUCGAAUACUUGAACAAAAUAUGGAAAAAGAGAAUGAGAUUAGCACAAUGGUUGCAAAAAAUUUCUCUGAGAGUAAUAGAGAAUAUUGUAUAAAUUUUAGUUCGGAAAAUGCAACAAAUUUAACAGAUUUUAAAACCGUUAUUUAUUGUCUUAAAUUAAAUAAAGACGUUAAUCAAGUUGAUUAUAGAUUUACUAAAUAUAAUUAUAAUAGAUUAUCAGGAAUUUGUAGAUUCGCGGAAGAGACAAAGGAAGAUGUUAAAUCAGAUUAUAAUUUAAAAAAAUUUAUUUUAUUGAAUUAUAAUGGCAUAUAUAGCUUUAAAUAUAAUGAGAAACAUAAAACUUUUAAUGAUGAGGAGAGAUAUAUAUAUCCAGAAGAUGUCAUUUGCGAAUUAAAAAGUACACAGGAUCGCACAAGCCUUCUGUUGUCAUACAUUUAUAAAAAAUAUUUUAUUAUAGAAGACAGCAAAAAAGUUCUUGAAGUUUAUGAUCUAGGAAAAAUGAAAUUUGAAACUAGUAUAAAGAUCGGUGAUGACGACAUAAACCUUAACGACAAAGUUUACUCGAUCGAUAAACAAGAAUUACAAUUUUGUAUUGCUCAAGGACCUCAAUCUAUUGGGAUAUUCCUUAUGGAACAUGGAUCGAGAAUCGCAUCCAAAUCAUUUGAAAAAUUCAAUAUACAUAAAAUCCAUUUAAUUGAAUUCAUCAACAGCGAUGAGAAAUUAUUUUUGAUUGUCAGUGAUUCUACAAAGGAUCUAAAAUUUAUCAUUUGGGAUAUAUAUGAUACUGACAAGGUUGAUAUAAUAACAUUAGAAGGACUUACGUCACAAAAUCUUAGUACUUGCUUUGCAAGUUCCUCUGGAAAUAUUUUACAUGUAAAUAAUGAAGGGAAAGUUAUAUCAAUUAGUAAUAUGAUUAAGAUAAAAUCAGAAAAGAAUAAUAUUGAAAGUAAUUUAGAAAAUUCAGUUUUAGAAGAAUAUAUUCCAGGAUUUAAAGAACCAACAUCAUUUAAAAAAUUAGAACAUCAUACUAUAUAUUUUUAUGCAAAGGAAAUAAAUAAACAUGAUGAAUUAGAACUGGCAGUUAGUGAACUAGAACCAUGGGUAACAAAUAAAUAUGAAAAGAUUUCUUUUUAUCUUUGCUAUAAUGAUUCAGAAGUUUUACAACUUAUUGUCGGUAGAUCCACUAUUCAAAUCUGGCAUCAAUUCAAUGAUAAAACAAAAAAGAAAAAAUAUCUUCCUAAUAAAGGAAGGCCAUUUCUUGAAUUUAUUUGGACGAAUGAAAUUCCAUAUAAUCAAGAAAAUGAAGAACAUAAAUUACAUAUAAAAAGUGUUAGAUUUGGUUUGAAAAAUUUUCGUUUGGAGGUUUAUUGGUACGAAGGUUCAAGCAAUGAGAAAGAAAAUAUAAAAGUAAGGACGCAAAAAAUGAAAAAUAUGGAAGAAAUAAAAGGAAUGACAAUCCAUAAAAAAAUAAUUGAGUGGAGGGAUAUUAAUGAAAGAUUGAAUGGAAUAAGAUAUGCAUGUGAGGCAUUAGAAUUCCUUAACGUGCGCGUAAAAUCUUUAACAAGUUAUGAUAAAACACAUAAAUACAAUGAAAUAGUCAAGUAUAUUAAUCAUAUAAUUUCGAGAUUUGCUUCAAAGCGACCACAACGAUAUAGAUUACUAGAUGUUCGCUAUAAUGUUAUGAAAAAUUUAAUUUUUGGUGAUUGUAAUCAUUUAAUUCAUUAUCUUUUAUUUGGGUCCGACAUGGAUCUUUAUAAACCAAAAUGUAAGUUUUGGAACGAAGAAAAUGAAGAACGUGAAUAUAUUAUAAUAAAUGAAACAAACUAUGCGAAUAUAAAAAUUGAUAAAGCUAACAAAGUUCAGAAAGAGAAACAAAAAUAUCCAACGACAGAUGUGAAUUUAGCAAUUUAUAAUUGCAGAGAUCGUGAAUUAAAUGAUACAAUAAUCAUUACAUAUAUUUUGGAAUACUAUUAUUUAUUUUAUUCAGAAGAUUUUGCUAAUUUGGUAAAGACUGUUUCCGAUGCAUAUACUUUAUGUAAGAUAUUAAAUUAUGAAACUUAUACCAGUAUUAUAAAAAAUGAGUGGCACACAUUUGUGGAGGAAACCACAAAAAUCCAAGAGAAAGAUCCAUUAAAGAGGAUUCAGAACUGGGUUUCGUUUGAGAUAGAUUUAAUAAUAAAAAAAUUUAAAUCACCCGAGAAUGAUCCAAAGAAUACUAAAUUUACCAAGGAUUCUACAUUAAGUGGAUUUGCUACAAAUCCGAAAACGAACGAUAUACUUAAACUUGAACUUAAAUCCGAUUUUAAUCCUAAAGAUCCUAUGGAUAAUCCAUUUUCCUCCUUUACCACUUCAUUACUCGCUACAUAUUUUUGGACUAAUGGUGAUUUUGUUCAAAUGGAUCAAUUUAGUUCUUUGUCUAUAAAUAUAUUCACUAUAAUUGCUAGUAUUUUACUUGUAUAUGUUUUGCAAAACAUGCUGAUUGCUAUUAUGGGUAAUGUUUAUGAAGAUGCAGCGGCUAAAAGUAAUCAGGCUGUAUUAAAAUAUAAAGCAAUACAAAUAUCAGAUUAUGAUGAUUUAAAACAUCGCUUUGAUUAUUGGCACCAAGAUCCGGAAUUUGUUCCUUCUAAAAAACGCGUUAGAAAUUUUAAAAAUGCCGUCUAUCUUGAUCAACAUAUUUCAGAGUUCGCUAAAGAACUAGAUUUUGAUAAUAAAUCUAUUUGGGAUUUUGAUAAUUAA